AUGGAAGCGUCAAACAGGAAUGUUACCAGUCCGACCCGCAAAGUCCAAGCAAUCAUCCAGAACAGUCCUCUGGACCUAAUAGACAUGGGCAAGGGGCUGAAGGUCCAGACCGACAAGCCACAUCUGGUGAGCCUGGGCAGUGGCCGGCUCAGCACUGCCAUCACCCUCCUGCCCCUAGGAGAGGGGAGGACGGUGAUUGGCUCGGCUGCUAAGGACAUUGUUCUGCAGGGGGCUGGGUUGGCCUCUGAGCACUGCUACAUCGAGAACGUGUGUGGGACCCUCACCCUGCACCCCUGCGGGAAUGCCUGUGCCGUUGAUGGCCUGCAGGUUAAGCAGCCCACUCGCCUGACCCAAGGGUGCAUGAUCUGCCUGGGGCAGUCAACCUUCCUCCGGUUUAAUCACCCUGCUGAGGCCAAGUGGAUGAAAAGCAUGAUCCCAGCUGCAGAAAGGAGUCCUGGGGCCCCAUAUGGACUCACGGCAGAAUCGGAGAGUCUAGUGAAUGGCAACCACCAGCUGUCUCUGAAUGAUGUCCAUAAGGGGCAGGGAGUGAGGCCCCGGCCCAGCCACAGCUCCCUGGUCAGCUCCAUCGAGAAGGACCUGCAAGACAUCAUGGACUCUUUGGUGAUGGAGGACUCGAGCUGUCCCAGGAAAAAACUCUCUGCCAAUGCCCAGUCCCCUGUGUCCUCAGUGGUGAAUGGUGGUGGGCACUACUUCUUGUCCCCACCCUUGAGCCCUGGGGCCAUGUCUGUGGGCUCCAGCUAUGACAACGCAUCCCCGCCCUUCUCCCCGCUUUCAUCCCCAGCCAGCAGUGGCAGCUGCACUAGUCACUCUCCCAGUAGCCAGGAGCAGGGGCCACCCAUCCCCCCAGUGGUGCCAGUGAGAUCUUCCAGCUACAACCAUGCCAUGCAGCCCCCACAGCAGCGGCCACCUCCACCUCCAUGUGGGGGCUCCAGCCUGGACCUGAGGAGCAGCACCAUAGGCACAAGUGGGACACAUCUUGCAGAGAGUCCCAAGAUGCAAAGGAGGGCAGUGCAUGGCAUUCCCCUGAGCCCCAAGCCUGGCCAGAGAGCCCUGCACCCUGAAGGCCCUGGGCUUUCAGCCUUCUCCAGCACCCGGAGAGCUGCUGAGAGCACACAGCUGGGCCAUCCUAACCAGUACGUGCCCCUGGUGUCUGUAAGCCCGAGCGACUAUGUAGCAGGGAGCCCCCAGGCUCAGCCUACCAACAUCCCCAACAGCCCCCGGCUGGCACCCAAAUUUCAGUCACCGUCUUCUCAGAGGUUGAAAAUUGUGGCUCUUCAAGAGCGUCCACCCAGCCCCUGCAGGGAGGGCAGGGAGCCCCCUGGCAUUGACAGGCACCUGGCCUCCAGCCCCUCCCGGCAGGUGUUGGCAAGAGGCUUCCAGCCACUGGAGACUGUGGGUUUCAUCCACGUCAAUCAGGACAGCCGCUCUCUGCAGCCCCCUGAGAGUCCCAGAAUGGGCAGAAGGAGCGUGGAGAGCAUGAGGGAUUUGCCUCCCCUCAGCCCUUCCCUGUCUCGCCGGGCAGCACCCCUGCCCUCUGCCUUGUCUCCCCAAACCAAACUGGCCAAGGAGGUUCCUGAGAGCCCUCGCAUCCGGCGCAAGGCAGCCAGGCCCCUGGAGAGGCAUGAAGACUUCUCCUCCUCGUCCUCCUUGACGGGGAAGAAUUUGAGAACCAGGAGCCCCUCACCCAUCUUCCAGGCAGAACUUGCCUCCCAGCGUAAGCCCAGCUUUGGCAUCACCCUCAGCCCUGCAUACAGCCUGGGAUCGCUGGUUGUGCCCUCGCCCCGUCAGAGCCCCCGGGCACAGAGGAAGCUGUCAGGAGAUCUGCGGCUGCCUGUGAGUACGAGGGAGCGCAAGAACAGCAUCACUGAGAUCAGUGACAAUGAGGAUGACCUGCUAGAGUAUCACCGACGCCAGCGCGAGGAGCGGCUGCGUGAGCAGGAGAUGGAGCGCCUGGAGCGCCAGCGCCUGGAGACCAUCCUGAACCUGUGUGCGGAAUACACCAGAACUGAUGGCACCACAGACACAGGCAACUCGCACCAGCACUUCCCGAGUGACGGAGAUGCCACCAUCAACAUCCUGACAGCCAGGCGGCACUCCAAGGGCUCAGCCAGCCUGGCUGCCUUGGGCCUUGGCAAGGCCAUAGAGGAGACUGGAGAGGCCACAGGGCCCCAGCAGAGGGAGAGCCUGGAGAAAUCAGAUGAGGAGAAUCUGAAGGAGGAAUGUAGCAGCACAGAGAGCACGCACCACGAGCACGAGGACUCGACAGGCUCCAAGACCAAGGAGGCUGCCCUGCUGGAGGAGGAAUGGGUGCGGGUGCUGGGCCACGUGGAUGAGCUCAAGAGCCAUGUCAAGGAGCUGGAGCAGCAGCUGCAGGAGUCGUCUCAUGAGGCGGAGAUGGAGCGGGCACUGCUGCAGGGGGAGCGGGAGUCGGAAAUGAUACAGCUGCAGCAGGAACAGAAGAUCGUGCAGCAGCUGCAAGAGAAACUGUGCGAGCUGGACUCCAGCAUCCAGAAGGAGCGGGACAAGGAGGCAGAGGCCCUGGAGACGGAAACCAAGCUGUUUGAGGACUUGGAGUUCCAGCAGCUUGAAAAGGAGAGUCGCUUGGAGGAGGAGCGUGAGACCGUGAGCCAGCAGCUCCUGCAGAGCAAGGCUGAGUGCCACCGCAGUAUCGCCAAGAGGAAGGAGCGGGUGGCUGCAUUGGAAAGCCAGGCCAAUCACAUCCGGCUCCAGGCUGCCCAGGACUCUGAGCGCCUUGCCAAGGAGAAGAAUACCAUGCUGCAGCUGCUGCAGAAGGAGAAAGAGAAGCUUGUCUCCCUGGAGAGACGGUACCAUCUUGUUACUGGCGGCAGGAGCUUCCCCAAAACAUCAUCUGCGCUCAAAGAGAUGGAGAAGCAGCUUCAGGGGGGCCCAGUGCAGCUUUCUGCCCUGGAUUUAGAGAAGUGGUACAUGGCUCGCUUCGAGGCCUCCUCCCCUGCCUCUCCUCACUCCUCCCCUCCUCCUCUUCCUGCUAAAGCUCACUCUUCUCGAAAGCUGUUCCAGGUCUAUCGUGCUAAGAUGGACAGCGACACCGGCAGCACCCUCCCACGCACAAAGAGCGGGUCUGCAUCAUCCUUGCAGCUCAGUGUGGCCACGCUGGGACGCAGCUCCUCCCCAAAGGGUCCCCUGCACCCACAGAAUGGCACAGGUAGCCUGCCACGGAACCUGGCAGCCACACUGCAGGACAUCGAGACCAAACGCCAGCUGGCCCUGCAGCAGAAGGGGCAGCAGGUGAUUGAGGAGCAGAAGCGGCGCCUGGCGGAGCUGAAGCAGAAAGCGGCUGCUGAGGCACAGUCCCAGUGGGAAGCCCUGCACGGGCAGCCUCACUACCCCCCUUCUUCCUACCCUCCGCUCAUGCAUCACUCCAUUCUCCAUCAUCAUCCUCCCCAUGGCAUCGGGCACCGGGCCGAGGACAUGGACCACGCCUAUGACACACUCAGCCUGGAGAGCUCAGACAGCAUGGAAACCAGUAUCUCCACUGGUGGCAACUCAGCCUGCUCGCCUGAUAACAUGUCCAGUGCCAGUGGGGUGGAGGCAGUGAAGAUCGAGGAGAUGGAGAAGAUGCUGAAAGAGGCCCAUGCAGAGAAAUCUCGCCUGAUGGAGUCACGGGAGCGGGAGAUGGAGCUGCGGCGACAGGCCCUGGAGGAUGAGCGCAGGCGGCGGGAGCAGCUGGAGCGGAGGCUGCAGGAUGAGACGGCUCAUCGGCAGAAGCUGAUUGAGAAGGAGGUCAAGAUGCGAGAGAAGCACUUCUCCCAGGCACGGCCCCUGACCAGGUAUCUCCCCAUCCGCAAGGAGGAUUUUGACUUGAAGACACAUAUUGAGUCCUCAGGCCACAAUGUGGACACCUGCUAUCAUGUCAUCCUGACCGAGAAGAUGUGCAAGGGCUAUCUGGUCAAGAUGGGUGGCAAGAUCAAAUCCUGGAAGAAGCGUUGGUUCGUCUUCGACCGUAUGAAACGCACAGUCUCCUACUAUGUCGAUAAACAUGAGACGAAGCUCAAGGGAGUGAUCUAUUUCCAAGCCAUAGAGGAGGUUUAUUAUGACCAUCUCCGCAGUGCUGCUAAGGAACAAGCUCCCUAUGUUUUUCUCUCCCCUCUGCAGAGUCCCAACCCAGCUCUUACCUUCUGCGUCAAGACCCACGACCGCCUCUAUUACAUGGUGGCACCAUCAGCUGAGGCCAUGAGGAUCUGGAUGGAUGUCAUUGUGACUGGGGCAGAGGGCUACACCCAGUUCAUGAAUUGA
This is a messenger RNA of Emys orbicularis (European pond turtle), 4296 nucleotides long. RefSeq names its product pleckstrin homology like domain family B member 1 (gene PHLDB1). Gene Ontology annotation, cellular component: basal cortex. NCBI's taxonomy places the organism in Eukaryota, Metazoa, Chordata, Testudines, Emydidae. Gene Ontology annotation, biological process: regulation of microtubule cytoskeleton organization. Bases 1 to 4296 code for a protein of 1431 amino acids. Gene Ontology annotation, molecular function: protein binding. The record is from RefSeq and is a predicted model, not a curated record. The transcript has 21 exons.